Molecule: messenger RNA, 1112 nt
Organism: Aureobasidium subglaciale EXF-2481
Lineage: Eukaryota; Fungi; Ascomycota; Dothideomycetes; Dothideales; Saccotheciaceae
Exons: 1
Coding region: 460-930 (156 amino acids)
Source: RefSeq, a predicted model, not a curated record
GAUAGGAUCUCGAUGACGAAUGGUGCUACAGAGACCACCCCGGCGAGGAAAGCUCGUAAGACUGUACAUAUGUCAAGCGGAAAGCGUGUAUACCCUCUUAAAUUGCGACUGUAGAAGACUGUUCGUACAGAGAAAGGGAUGCGGACAACAGUGACGUUCUAUCACAACAUUCAUCCCGAGGUCAGAGCUGCAAGAUCUAAAAAUGCUCGCAAAGAGGCAGAACUUGACUUCACGAUGCAAGGUCAGACUUUGGAAUCUAUGUGCCGUCAAAGAGUUUCAUCACCAAAGAAGCAAACAGAGGAAGGUCGUAGUAUGAAUGAGUUCCGGGAUUCCAUCUUUCGGCGACCCGCUUACAGAAGUGCUUGUUCGCCGAUCAGAAUGGAGAGAAAGCCCAUUUCGAGGCACGUUCCGAGCAGAGGGAUAGGACUGAUAAAGCAAGAGCAGUACGAAUACACGUAGAUGUGGGGUUCAAGCGAGUCUAUCAAGUUAUUUGGCAAACAAGGUCAUGUCGCAAUACUCAAGAUUCAGAAGCGCGCCGGGGACUAUGGCAGCAGCAGGACUUGGACAGUCGAAGAAUUGAAGCAGACAAGCAAUGACACCGACUCGGCCAACAGCUUCCUUCAAAAGGAGAAUCGCUUCGAGGCCACUCAGGCGACGGUUAUUUCCUUAUGCGCUGUCCUAUUGAUCUUCCCCUCUCUUGAAAUUUGGAUGUUUUGGUCCGGAAGGCUGUUCGAGGAGCCUGUGCAAAGGAGAUACGGGCUUCAAAGUGCUGGACUGACAACGAGGGUCGUAACAACUGUGCAUCGCAGCAACAUUGAACCGAGGAGGUCGAGUGACGACCGAGGGGAAAGUGGCUUCGGCAUCGAAAUGGCUGGUCGUGGUUGCGCUGCGGGACGGCACGGUCGGAUCCAGUUCAUCCUGGGUACCUGAACGUUCCAGACAGCGUGGUCGUAACGCAGUGACUUCGAACGCGGCUACUUGUACUGACCGAGCUUGCACGGCGCUGCAACCAUGAACGUUGCUCCGCCCGAGGUUGCCACGUUGAUGCGCGUCCAAAGCGUGACCUGGAAAUGUAUACGGCGUGCUACCAUCUCUUACCAUGUUGAGCGUGC